Colletotrichum orchidophilum is the source of this 1059-nucleotide messenger RNA. RefSeq lists its product as uncharacterized. The transcript has a single exon. Gene Ontology annotation, cellular component: nucleus. Lineage: Eukaryota; Fungi; Ascomycota; Sordariomycetes; Glomerellales; Glomerellaceae. The coding region runs from base 1 to 1059 and encodes 352 amino acids. The record is from RefSeq and is a predicted model, not a curated record.
AUGCCGCAGGAUCCCAACCUCUACGGCCAACCACCGCCCAAGAAGCGCAAAAGCAGCAUGACUCUUGGCAGCUCGCUUGACUUCACUGCCCAGCUCACCUCACUCAUGUCAACGCCUGCCACAACAACCUCAGCGCCAGCCCGGCCUCGACCCUCCAAGAUACGAGAAGGCCUCUUUGGAGGAGCCGCAACGUCCAAACGAGGAGAUGGCGACGCCGGCAGCGGGUAUAAUAAGAGGCCUGCAGACGCAACAGCCAGCAACAAGUUGAACCUGAAAGACCCGCUCGGUACAGAAGAAGAAACGUCAAAUCUCGCUCCCGCGCGACGCAAGAUGGAAGAGAAAGCACGCCUCUACGCUGCCAUGAAGCGGGGGGACUACGUCCCCAAGGAGAACGAGGCAGCGCCCCUAAUAGACUUUGACCGGAAAUGGGCCGAAUCCGAAGCGGCCAAGGACAACAAGAAAGACGUCGGCGAUGCGAGCUCCAGCAGCUCCGAGGAGGACAACGAUUUCGAUGACGGGGCCAACGAGGACAACGAGAUGAUAGAGUACGAAGACGAGUUCGGUCGUCUCCGCCACGGCACCAAAGCGGACAAGGAACGCCUCGAACGCCAGCGCCGGCGCGGCCUUCUCGGCGCCGAGGAGCUCGAACGCAUGUCCGCCCGUCCCGCGGCCCCCGCGAAGCUGCUGUACGGCGACGCCAUUCAGACCAUGGCCUUCAACCCGGAAGACCCGGACAAGAUGGCGGAGCUGGCGAGGAAACGAGAUCGCAGCGCCACGCCGCCUGAUGCGAGGCACUACGAUGCCGAUAGCGAGAUUCGCACCAAGGGUACGGGCUUUUACAAGUUCAGCAAGGACGAGGGGACGAGGCAAAAAGAGUUUCAGGGGCUCGAGGAGGAGAGGCUGCGGACGGAGGCGGCAAGGAAGGAGAGGGAGGAGAAGAAGGAGUCGAGGCGAAAGGAGAUUGAGCAGCGGAGGAAAGAGGUAGAGGCGAGGAGGGCCAAGAAGAUGGCCGAGAAUUUUUUGGAUGGGUUGGCGGCAGACAUGAAUAGUGACCAUUGA